Molecule: messenger RNA, 7069 nt
Organism: Salpingoeca rosetta
Lineage: Eukaryota; Choanoflagellata; Craspedida; Salpingoecidae
Exons: 9
Coding region: 71-6859 (2262 amino acids)
Source: RefSeq, a predicted model, not a curated record
GUGUGGUACGGGCCCAAACCACCGUGAACUGGCCUGCGAAGGACAACCAACAGCCAACAACCAACCAACCAUGGAAACGCAAGCACAGGGGUGGUUUAUGAAGAAGGCCAGUGGGCUGGGCAAGGCGCAGAGGCGGUUCUUUGUGCUGGAGGGCCCAACCCUGACGUACUAUGCCAAGGCAGAUGGCUCCCGCGGCGUGGACAAGAAGGGCACCAUCAACAUCACCAGCGCCUCCGUGGUCAAGAGCAAAGGCCGCGAUCUCUCCAUUGCCGUGCAGGGCCGCACAUACCACCUGCAGUCCGACACCACAGAACAGGCCAGCCAAUGGGAGGUCAUGCUCGGCGUCAUCAUCAACAGCCUCCGCAAGCGCAUCAGCAGCGUCAGCAGCGUCAGCAGCAGCAGUAGCCCAGCGAGCAGCGGCAGCAACACCCGCACCUCCUCCGUGGCCAGUCGCACCCAGUCCACCAGCAAAAGCACCGCCAUUCGCACGGGCUGGUUCGUGAAGAAGGCGGAGAAGGUCGGCAAGAACCAGAGGCGGUGGUUUGAACUCUACUCCUCGGAGAUCCGGUACUUUUCGCGCCAGAGCGAGGGCAAGGGCAAGGACCGCAAGGGCAGCAUCCCGCUCUCCGCCGCCGUGCAGGUGUCCUUUGACGAGCCAGAGCUCACCAUCUACACCCCGUCCCGUACAUACUACCUCAUUGGCGAGGAGCCCGGCUCGGCCGAGAUCUGGGCCCUGGACAUUGCAAAACACACACCAGCCAUCAUGCGCAAGGCCGCCACCGGCGCUUCACCAACGUCGCCCGCCCGCGCCAGCAGCACCAGCGUCUCCGCUUCACCGCGCAGCGUCAGCCAAAGCCGAACAGAGCCAAUGCAGCAGCUGGACGUCGCCGAGGAAGGGCCUCGCCCGCCCAUUGAUUCGCGCAAGUCAACCGUCACGUCGGACGUGUGGGCAGAGGGCGUUCCCAGCAGCGCCAGCGGCGGCAACAGCAGCAGCAACAACAACAACAGCAGCAACAACAGUACGAACAAUGGCGGGGACAAUGCCGCAACAGCAACAGCACCACGCGGUGGUAUGGAGGAGAUUGGCAACAGCGGCAUGUUCAGCAACCCGUCCUUCCGCAGGAAGACGGCAAGCAGCGGCACCGAACACGCUGCCACGCCAUCAGGAGGAGGACACGCGCGCACGGAGAGCCAGGGCUCCGCCGCCAACCAGCCCUUGCUCCAGCGCACAGACGUCGACGUCACAGACGACUUUGCCGACCCGCACCCAUCAGCACCGCCCACAACGGCUGCUGCCAACACGGCCGCCAACACUGCUGGCCGCGGCGGCGAUGGGCGUGGAGAGCGCCGCAUGAGCGUGAGUCUCGGCGCAGACCUGACGGCCGAGUCCAGCAGCGACGCGCAGGGCGUGUUCUCCGGGUGGCUGACCAAGCAUGCCGACGGCCUGGGCAAGAGCCGCAAGCGCUUCUUCGUGCUGGAGGGCGCCACCAUCUCCUACUACGAAGACGCUGCUGGCGAGCACGCAGGCAGCGGGCUCAAGGGCGCUGUGAACCUUGAGGCCAACACGUCCGUUACUGUGGACGGCAAGCACAUCCACAUUGUCCAGAGCUCGCGCACGUGGCGGCUCACUGCCAACACCGCCGACGAGGCGAAGGCGUGGAAGAGCCACAUCGACACGGCUGUGAAGCGGUUGCUUGCAGGCAACGCCAGCAGCUCCAGUGCGCCCGGCACAACAAUGGCGUCAUCGUCAACAGCGGCAGCAUCCGCCAGCGGCGGUGCUCGAACAACAACGAGUGACGGCAGCCUGUGCGGGUGGUUCAAGAAGAAGGCGGGCAAGGCUGGGCGUGACCAGGAGCGCUUCUUCAUCCUCCGCUCGUCGCAAAUCGACUACUUUGCCAAGGAGGAAAACGGGGCGGGUCGCGGUGCAAAGGGCAGCAUCUCGCUGCUGGGCGAUGUGGCCGUGGACACGGUUGGCCCCGAACUUCUGCUGUACACGCCCGAGCGCACGUGGCAGCUGUCGGCAACAGAGGAGCAGUGCAGGCUGUGGAAGCAGCGCAUCCUGCAGCAGGUCGCCACCGUCAGAGAUUACGCAACGCAGAACGAGGACAUGCAACAGCAGCUGGCGAACCGGUCCAGUGCGCCGUCAGCGUCACUGGGCAGCAGCAACGGCGGCGGCAAUGGCAUUGGCAUGGGCUCCAGCACCACACGCGCACGCACGGCGACAGCGGCCGGGCGCGCCAGCAACGCGUAUGCGCACGUGACGUCGCUCCAGGGGUGGUUCCGGAAGCGGGCUGGCGGGGUGGGCAGCACGAAAAUGCGGUAUUUUGUGCUUGAGGAGAGCGUGGCCAACCCGGUGCGCAUCGCCUACUACACAGACGCCGCAGACGACGGCAGCGGGCGCGACCUCAAGGGCGAGAUUGCCUUCUCCAACAUCCUGCGCGUGGAGGCUGGCGGGUCAGCCACGCUCACCAUUCACACGCCCUCGCGCGGGUAUGUGCUCGAGAGCAGCAACCCAGCACAGGUGGAUGAGUGGGCAGGCGUGCUGCAGCACCUGCUGGCCACCAUGCACAGGGACACGCUCGCCACGGGCGCCGGCGUGGAGCGGGAUGACGAUGAGGAGGAGGCAGGCAUGGCAGCGGCACGCGGUGCUAGCGGCGCCAGCGAUGAGCCCGUGCUUGCAUCGUGGAUGACCAAGAGGGCGGCCGGUGUUGGCUCCAGCAAGCGCCGCUUCUUCGUGCUGCGCGGCCGCGAGAUUGCCUACUACGCGGAGCAAGGCGAUGGAUCACGCGGGGUAAACCACAUUGGGUCCAUUGAGAUUGGGUUUCGCACCAAGGUCACGUGCGAGGACCUGAGCCUGUUCAUUGUCAACCCAGACCGCACGUGGGUGCUGGUGGCAGACGACCGCUCGGCCGUGCUGCGCUGGCACCAACACCUGACGCGCCUCGUCGCCGCCCUCAACAAGGAAGAGGGCUUUGCUGCCAGCGGGCGCGUGAGCCCGCUCGGUAUGCACAGCGACACAGAGGGAGAAGACCUUGAGGACGACACGGAUGUGGUGGACAUGCUGCCACGGCAGGGUGUGUGGCUGACGAAAAAGGCUCACACGCUUGGCCGCUCCAAGUCGCGCUUCUUCAAGCUUGUCUUCUCAAUUGCGCUGCAGGAGAUGCAGUUGCGUUAUUACGCAACGCUUCGUGACGGCAUUGCCUCGGACUGCAAGGGAAAGAUUGUCCUGCAAUCCCCAAACGACAUCAAGGCCGCGAAAACCAACAUCGUCAUCACAACGUCCAAGCGCACCUGGCACCUGCAUGCGUCGAGCGCACAGGAGGCGGCCCACUGGGCAAGCACGUGGACCGAGGCCAUGCUGCUCCACAGGGAGGGGCGCAAGGUCCUCACCACCACCACCGCCAGCAGCAGCGCCACCGCCAGCAGCAGCGCCAGCGGCGGGCUGUACUCGGCGGGGGCAGGCGCUCGCAUUCCGCUCAACGUGCGGCUGCAGCAGCUGCUGGGCAACGAGGCGCUGGGACGCGACGCCAUCCUCACCACGCUGCGGCAGGAGUACGGUGGCGAGGUCGUGGAUAGUGCGCAGUCGCUCAUUGACGAUGCUCUUGCCCGUAAGAUGCGCGAGGAGAGGGGGCGGCCGGACAUGGCGGGCUGGCUCAUCAAGGCCGCGCACAAGUUUGGCCAGAAGAAGAGCCGCUUUUUUGAAUUGCGCGGCAGCGUUGUGCGCUACUUUGCUGAGGAGCAGGAAGGGCGCGGCGUCAACGAGAAGGGCUUCUUUGUGCUUGAGGACGAUGCUGACGUCACGUGUACCGACAUGACGGUGGAGAUUGUCAACACCGACCGCGUGUGGCAGCUGCACGCCUCGUCUGCCCAGGACGCACAGGCUUGGGCAAAGGCCCUCCUCGCUGCGCGCGGGAAGGCUGUGGACACGUCGCUCGGCACGGACGCCUUUGACGGCGACGACCAGCUGGCAACAGAGGCAGAGGUCGCGCUGCCAGCGCUGGGGAGCGACUGGAUUGUCAAGCGCGGGCAGGGCCGCAUGGCGGGAGACAAGCGGCGGUAUGUUGUGCCCGUCUUUGGCACGUCAUCACGCAAGCUUAAGCUCAAGUAUUACGCAAGAAACGACGACACCGGGCCCUCUGAUCCCAAGGGCUACAUCCUGCUCACGGACCCGGAGGCCAUCAUGGUUGAGGACUCCACCAUCAUCAUCGCGACGGAUGCGCGGCACUGGCGGCUGCGGGCGUCCUCGGACCGCAUUGCCGAGGGCCUCGCUGAUGGGUGGCGCCAGGGCGUGCGCGCAAUCAAUGCAGACACGCUUGCACACGCCGGCGCAAGUGGGGCGGACCAGUGGAAGCUGCCGCUGUACGUGCGCGGGAACGAGUUGCUGGCCCAGCACCGCGAUGAGGAUGACAUGCUGCGCAUCCUGGAGAGCGAGUACACGCCUGCAGAGCUGGACGCAAACGCCGGUGUGCUGCAGCAGCUGCUGAACGUGGCCAAGCUGCAGCAGCUGCGGGAGCAGAACCACUCGGCGGCGGUGAGCGGCUGGUUUGUGAAGAAGGCGCACAAGCGGGGCAAGGACCGCAAGCGGUUCUUCCAGCUGCUCGGCACGGACGUGCACUACUAUGUGGACGACAACGGCGGGCAGGGGGUGAUGCACAAGGGCACAAUCAGCAUCGACCCGCUGGCGGAGAUCUCGGCAGAGGGCACGGAGCUGACCAUCAUGACUGGUGGGCGCGUGUGGACGCUCAUUGGCGACUCGGAGCUGCAGGCGCAGGAGUGGGUUGAGGCGCUGAUGGACGCGCGGCAGCGGGCCAGCGAGAUGCAGACGCUAGCAGACGCCGCAAAGCCAAGUCGCAUGGACGUGCCGUUUGAUGGCGUGGAGGGUGGUGGCGCAGAGGGCGCUCACGCCCGCACGCGCAACAACCCACACAGCAGUGGUAAUGGCAGCGGUAAUGGUGGCGGUGUUGUGCCGGGCGAUGCAUUUGGGCGUCGCAUUGCAGGGGCCAAGGAGCCUGAGAUUGACAUGACCUUUGGCGAAGGUGUGUGGCUGGACAAGCAGGGGGAGGGCAUGGGCCGUAUCACGGGCGACAAGCACCGCUACUUUGAGAUGGUGUUUGGCGUGACCUCUGCCUCGCUCAAGCUGUGUUACUACGCCGGAUACAAGGAAGGGCCCGUUGAUCGCAAGGGCGAGCUGAAACUGGAGCCAGAUUCAGACAUUGCUGUCAAGAACAAGACCAUCUUCCUCUCACUGCCCGGGCGUCGAUGGAAGCUGACUGCGGAGACGGCCAAGGCUGCGAAAGUGGCAGUGUCGCAGUGGCGGCAGAUUCUGCUGGAUUAUCGCGACUUCAACGCCCUCCCUCUCGACCACGCCAGCCAUCGCCUGCCGCUUGCCGUGCGCGUGUACCAGCUGGUGGCGGGCGUGGCCGGCAGCGAGGUGAUGGAGGACGACAUUUCGGCGCAGCUGCGCGAGGAGUACACCGGGGAUGCCCUCAAGGGCACGGAGACGCUUGUGGCCCGCGUGGUGGCAAACUUCAGGCUGUUCUCAAAGCAGACGGCGCCCACGGUGACGGGCUGGUUUGUGAAGAAGGCGCGGCGAGUGGGCUCGAGCCAGCGCAGGUUCUUUGAGCUCAUCGACAACACCAUCAACUACUUUACCGACUGCGUUGACGGGCGCGGUGUGGACUGGAAGGGCAGCGUGCACGUCACGCCGCGCUCGCACAUCCAGCAGAGCCUGCGGCAGCUGCUCAUCAACAACCCGGACCGCAGCUGGGACCUGACGGCAGACACAGUUGAGCAGGCGCAGGAGUGGGGCGCGGCGCUGCGGGCGGCCAAGAAGAAGUGCGAGGAGAAGAAGAAGGCAACAGAGGCCCGCAUGGAGCGAACAGGGUUCUCGGAAUCAGCAGCCGUCCCAGAGGGCGCCGAGGACGCGACGACGGCGGAGCGGGCCGGGUGGUUCCACGAGAUUGACGACGUGUUUGGGCAGGAGACAAAGCGGUACUAUGUGCUCUUUGGCUGGGAGCAGUGCCAGCUGCUCGUAUACAAGGGCGUGCGCGACGGCCAGCCCUUCUGCCGCACACACACGCACGAGCUGUCGCCAGAUAUGGCCAUCAGCGUGGUGGAGAAGGUGCUGACGAUUGUGUCGCCCAAGUGGACCAUGCAACUCGAGGCACCGAGCGCGUACCAGGCGACAGACUGGGCCGGGGCGUUGCGGUCCGUGCGGCGGCUGAUGCGCGCAGCUGAUGCCGAGUACCGGCAGAAGCGCGAGGAAGAGGCGCAUCGGCAGCGCAUGGAGCUGCUGGCACGGGAGGAGGCCGAGCGGGACAGAAAGCGGCACGAGGCCGCGGAGAUUGCCGAGAAGGUGCGGCAGCUGCAGGAAUCACCCACGCCCCCGGCCGAUGUGAACCCCGACCAGCAGCAACAGCAGCUGCUCACACUCGACCAAGAACAGCAGCAGCAGCAGCAGCAGCAGCAGCAGCAAGGGAGCAACGCGCCUGCGAUGCAGUUGCAGAGACGAACGUGGACACAGCAGCGACGACGACGGCGACAGGAGGGCCCGGUGACGGUAGUGGCGAUGUUGCCAGCGCAGCGAACAAUGCAAGCGGUAGUCGGCGGGCGUCUGUUGCCCGCGUGGACGAGGUUGAGUUGGAGGAGCGACAUAAGGCCAUUGCUCCACCAGACGUCCUCGCUGCCCAGGAACCGACCCAGCAAGACACGAGCAAGUCUGAUGGCCAGCGUCGUCGCCGCCGCCGCCGUGCAGGCUGCUGCUGUUGCAUCUCGUAGUCAACACCCACAUGCACACACCACACCAACUUGUGCAAGCAUUUGCUCUGCCUGCUUGCUUAUUUCAUUGACAUGCUGUUAGACACUGCUCGUUCCCGCGCCAUGCUUUGCUUUCUUGUAGCCCUGGCUGUAGGUAGCCCUUGGCUGCACCCUUGCUUUUCCCCCUCUGCUUUCCCCGUAUGCUCCCUUCUCCUUGUUUCCCUUUCCCCUUCCCCCUUGUUUUCCCUUUGCUGCUGUGCAUACAUAUGCUUGAAACACCCAAGUACAUCACAUCGACCAACCCAAGCAAGCA